GCAGUAGCGAUGUACGGGCACGCUGAUGAAACGCUGUGACUGUCUGCAUUUACGGGCUGAGGCCGUUCACGUCGUUUAAUUUUAUUAACGAUUACAUUAAAAACAUUGCUGAUACACAACGCGUUCAACCGCCGUCGUAAUAAUCCAGGUCACACAGUCUGCAGCAUCACUGAGAGCGAAGCAUGCCGGCACUAAGCUGUAGGUUUUACCAGCACAAGUUCCCGGAGGUGGAGGAUGUGGUGAUGGUGAACGUGCGCUCCAUCGCGGAGAUGGGCGCCUACGUCAGCCUGCUGGAGUACAACAACAUCGAGGGCAUGAUCCUGCUGAGCGAGCUGUCCAGGAGGCGCAUCCGCUCCAUCAACAAGCUCAUUCGCAUCGGCCGCAACGAGUGCGUGGUGGUCAUCCGAGUGGACAAAGAGAAAGGUUAUAUUGAUUUAUCUAAAAGAAGAGUUUCUCCAGAAGAAGCAAUCAAGUGUGAAGACAAAUUUACAAAAUCCAAGACUGUUUACAGCAUCCUACGCCACGUUGCGGAGGUUCUGGAGUACACGAAGGACGAGCAGCUGGAGAGCCUGUUCCAGAGGACAGCCUGGGUCUUUGAUGAGAAGUACAAGAGGCCAGGAUACGGUGCCUACGAUGCCUUCAAGCAGGCCGUCUCAGACCCAGCCAUUCUGGAUUGCCUUGACUUGACCGAGGAAGAAAAGAAUGUACUAAUUGAUAACAUCAACAGGCGGCUCACUCCCCAGGCAGUCAAAAUCAGAGCAGAUAUUGAGGUUGCCUGCUAUGGAUAUGAAGGAAUUGAUGCAGUUAAAGAGGCUUUGAGAGCCGGGCUGAGCUGCUCCACAGAGGCCAUGCCUAUUAAGAUCAACCUGAUCGCUCCCCCCCGGUACGUCAUGACCACCAUGACUCUGGAGAGGACCGAGGGCUUGUCCGUCCUCAACCAGGCCAUGUCUGCCAUCAAGGAGAAGAUCGAGGAGAAGAGGGGCGUCUUCAACAUCCAGAUGGAGGCCAAGGUGGUGACGGACACUGACGAGACGGAGCUGGCCCGGCAGCUGGAGCGGCUGGAGAGGGAGAACGCGGAGGUCGACGGGGACGAUGAUGCAGAAGAGAUGGAGGCUAAAGCUGAGGAUUAAACCCCUUCAAACAAGGAGACCCCAACCAGACCGACACACAACACGGACUGAACCCAGUAUUGAAUUCAUCCCAAAGUACUUCAGCUGAGAGUAUUCGAAAUACCAAUGCGUAAAAAACAAAAAUAAACUGUUUAAUAACCUAGGAUUUUAUUGCCGUGACACUGGCGGCAGUGCGCUUCCUUAUUCAGACCCUUUCUAAAGAAGUUCUUCUUAUUCUGCUGUUGAUGUUGAAUUAUCAGGGGAGGGAGAGGCUGGGGAUUACAUUUCAGUCUGUCAGGAUUCAGUGCUUCAAUAUACAUGAAGUGCUUUGCAGAGAGAUGUUAUUGCAGCAGAGUUGUCUUCUGAUUGAAUACCUAUUAAACCAAUAAAGCUCUGGUACAUUUCAUUAAAAUUA
Molecule: messenger RNA, 1524 nt
Organism: Acipenser ruthenus (sterlet)
Lineage: Eukaryota; Metazoa; Chordata; Actinopteri; Acipenseriformes; Acipenseridae
Product: eukaryotic translation initiation factor 2 subunit 1
Exons: 8
Coding region: 183-1130 (315 amino acids)
Cellular component (GO): eukaryotic translation initiation factor 2B complex; multi-eIF complex; eukaryotic translation initiation factor 2 complex
Molecular function (GO): RNA binding; ribosome binding; translation initiation factor activity
Source: RefSeq, a predicted model, not a curated record